Messenger RNA from Lindgomyces ingoldianus, 976 nucleotides. RefSeq names its product cytochrome c1 heme lyase-like protein. Gene Ontology annotation, molecular function: holocytochrome-c synthase activity. Bases 24 to 788 code for a protein of 254 amino acids. The record is from RefSeq and is a predicted model, not a curated record. Lineage: Eukaryota; Fungi; Ascomycota; Dothideomycetes; Pleosporales; Lindgomycetaceae. Gene Ontology annotation, biological process: cytochrome c-heme linkage. Gene Ontology annotation, cellular component: mitochondrion. The transcript has 2 exons.
CCCGCACCUCCAUAGCUUCAUCCAUGCCCUCCGAACAAGAUCCAGCUUCCGCCUGCCCCGUCGACCACAAAACUCGGGAAGAAUGGCUUAGACAGGCGAAAUCGCAAAACCCGGAUGGCAGUGUGCAGUCUCCACAUUCGCCUCUCCAGUCUGAUGGGUGCGAUUCCUCGCAAGUAGACCAAACCCCUUCACCUUCCUCCUCCCGCGGGCUGCUCUCCACGCUGCGCCUCGGCACGCACCGUGAAAUCUCCUCCAUACCGCGUGCGCUACCUUCAGAGUCCAAAGAUGGGACAGCAGGCAGACCGGCGAACAGCGAGCAAGACACGGGCGCAGACAAGAAGACUGGCAACUGGAUUUACCCUUCGGAAGAAAUGUUCUUUAAUGCCAUGAAGCGGAAAAGCUACAGUGCGCGGGAAACAGAUAUGCAGACGAUCGUUCCGAUCCAUAAUGCCGUGAAUGAGAGGGCUUGGGUGGAGAUCAAAGCGUGGGAGAAAGGGAGGGGCUCUGAAUCUUGUGGUGGUCCCCGCCUUGCCUCUUUCUCCGGUCUCUCAUCUUCCCUUACCCCCCGUGCUCGGUGGAACACACUGAUUGGCUAUCAAGCGCCGUUUGACCGUCACGACUGGGUUGUGGAUCGGUGUGGACAGAAGAUCGAGUAUGUCAUUGAUUUCUAUGCCGGGAGGGACGAGAAGAAGGCGGGGAAAGAGUUGAACUUCUUUCUUGAUGUGAGGCCAAAGCUGAACAGUUGGGAGGGAGUCAAGAUGAGAGCAUUGAGGCUUGUGGGACUGUAGCGGUGUGAGGGGUUGUCUGGAUGGAGCUGUAAGAUUAUGUAUGGGUAUGGGAUGAAUGUAUGAAAACAUGAAGAAGGCUCGAUUUAGAUUUGAUGAUAUAUGUCUGUCACUCAUAAUUCAGCAAGCCUGAUGGUAAAUUGCAUGGCGUCGAACUGUGUAUAGAAAGGCAUGUCCAAGCGGAGGCUCGG